GUUUUUCUUUCGUUCAGUCCGGCAAACACUCACGCAUACACUUACACAUCUAAAUAUACGCAUGCCAUGACAGAUUUUUCCUCUCCGCAGAGCCAUUUUUAAUUUUCCGUCUUUUGCGGGAAAUUCUUUCAUGUGUAAGGAACACGUGUAAGCAGCGCUUAGCCGAAAAAAAAUUGAAUUUUAUAGUUUUUUUUUCGUUUUGAUUUGGAUUGUUGGAAAAUAUACAGGAAAAAUGAAUACCGAUAAAUUGAAAAAAUUGCAAUCGCAAGUGCGUAUUGGUGGCAAAGGUACACCACGUCGUAAGAAGAAGAUUGUGCACCAAACCGCUGCAACUGACGAUAAAAAAUUGCAAUCGACGUUGAAAAAGUUGUCGGUGAAUACAAUUCCAGGCAUCGAAGAAGUGAACAUGAUCAAGGAAGAUGGAACUGUGUUGCAUUUCAACAACCCAAAGGCUCAAGCAUCAUUGGCCGCUAAUACAUUUGCCAUUACCGGUCAAUGUGAACAGAAACAGGUUGCCGAGAUGUUGCCGGGUAUCUUGUCGCAAUUGGGUCCAGAAGGUCUCAAUCAAUUGAAACGUUUGGCCAAUAACGUGGUGGCUGGUAGCAACAAGCUGUUGUCAAGCGUCGCUGAGGAAGAUGAUGUGCCAAAUUUGGUUGAAAAUUUCGAAGAAGUCUCACAAAAGGAUGUUGAGGCUAAGAAGGCUGAAGCCGCUAGUGCUAAAGUUGAACAACCAGCCGCAGCAAAAGCAGCUGAAGAAAAUAAGGAAAAUAAGAAGCCUGAACAAGCUGCUUCAACUCCAGCUACAGCUCCGGCACCGGCUGCUGAAGAGAAGAAACCAGCUGAGGCUAAAAAACCAGAAGCACCAAAAGAACAAACUAAGGCUGCCGAGCCAGCCAAGCCAAAGGAAAGCUCAAAAGCAGGUGACAAAAAGCCAGCCGAAGCCAAGAAACCAGAAGCAAAGAAUGAAAAACCAGCAGCAAACAAUAAUCAAAAGAAGGACAAUGCUAAAAAAGACACAGCAAAGAAACAAGCCAAUGCUGCACCGGCUAAGACUGAUGAAAAGAAGGCUGAACCAGCUCCAGCAGCACCUGCUGUAGCCAAGAGCGAAGACAAGCCAAAGCAAGAACAAAAAGGUGGCCAACCACAAAAACAAGAUGCUCCAAAGCAACCGGCUCAACCACAGCCACCAAAACAAACGGCAACCGCUCCAGCAUCAGCACCAGCAGCCGCUCCAGCAGUCGUUCCAGUCGCUGCUCCAGUCGCUGCUCCAGUCGCCACACCAGCACCAGCUCCCGCAGCAGCAAAGGAUGCUGCAAGGCCACAAGAGCAAUCGGCACCAAAGCCCCAACAACCACAACAACAGGCACCUAAGCCACAACAGCAGCAACAACAACAACAGCAACAAGGUGGCAAAAAAGGCCAACAAAAAGGAAAACAACAACAACAAAAACCAAAGGCCUAAAUUAGAAGCAACAAAAAUUGAUUUGUGUUGAUUUGAUUUUUCAAGCAAUUCCAUGCCAAUUUUUUACGUAUACUCAUAUGCAAAUAAUUUUUAUUGCUUUUCAAUCGUUUUGAAGCGAGCCAUCAUAACGCCGAUGUGCAAUACUGACACAUUUAAUUAUCAUAUUCACUGUGUGAUACUAACAAACAAAAAACAAACUAACCAUUUUUGAAGUGCAUUUUGUUUUUUUUUCUACUAAUUUUUCUUCACAUAAUUUUUUGUAAUCGAUUGAUAAAAUAAAAUGAUUUUGACUAAUCAAUUUGAAAAGAAUUGAUUAAAACAAUGCUGACUUUAUAGAUUGUUGAGAAAUCGUGAUUAAUUUGACCACUCAAUCUAUAUAUUUUUUGAAUAAUUGUUCGUGUGUUGAAAUCCAACUUAUUAGCGUGUUAUGGUGAUACAUAAAAUUUUUACGAAUUUUUGUAUAUUUUACCGAAUAAAAUUUUUGUUAAAACUCAA
Sitodiplosis mosellana (orange wheat blossom midge) is the source of this 1957-nucleotide messenger RNA. RefSeq names its product transcriptional regulatory protein AlgP-like. The transcript is spliced from 4 exons. The coding region runs from base 233 to 1462 and encodes 409 amino acids. NCBI's taxonomy places the organism in Eukaryota, Metazoa, Arthropoda, Insecta, Diptera, Cecidomyiidae. The record is from RefSeq and is a predicted model, not a curated record. Gene Ontology annotation, cellular component: cytosol; nascent polypeptide-associated complex.